UGUAACCCAAUAUAUAAAAGCGUUGUUCGUUUUAAAGUGUAAACGAUGAUUCGCUGGAAAAAACUUGCGACUUUGCAACGAAUAUUCGUAAGUACAAAAAUUUCAUCAGGUGUCAUAAGUUAGUUGCUGUGAGGAAUACAAAAAGAUUAAUUGAUAUUGAAAGAACUUGAGGUAUAUAGGCCUACCCGAUCAGGUGAUAAACAAGAACAGCAAUUAUCUUUACACAGAUCUUUCCAUUACCACCAGUUCUGAGAGUGAUGCGUAUAUAGCAACGACGUGUACAGGUGCCGGUUACCAUUCAUAGUUCUCGACACAGUAAACAGGUCUCCUUCUAAAAAUAGGAGCAAGGUAACAUUUAGUUUAAGAACAAAACAAUUUUCAUAGUUUGAAAUCAUCAUCGUCAUCGUCGUCUUCAUAUGCACAAUUUCUAGUCAAAAGUCAAAAGAGUGGAAUUUCAGAUUAGGAAGCCUACCCCACAAAAGUUGGAUUUUCUCCGUUUUGACGGGAAUUUUCGCAAUUCUUUUUGACCACGGACUCGGAAAUGACGCCUCCAAAACUGGGGAUCAAGAUAGUACUUUGGAAACACUUGGACCCAGACCAAUCACAAGCACUUAAGGAUGCCCUAACACUGCAAAAUGUGAAAGUUAUCCUUGCUGAAAUCUUCAAUCUUACCAAUGUAGAAGAUCUCAGAGAAGCAAUUCUGCUCAGCUUAUAUACAUAUACACUACAAUAUGCAAGGGAUGAAGACUUCACAAUUGAAAAGUUGUCUGCCUACUUUUCCAUUGUGAAAGACUCUCACGAAUACUGUACAGAAACCUCUUUUAUGAACUUAGACGAAACAUUUGCAUUUUUCAAGGAUCUACUCUUGUGUCAUAGUGUCUAUUGUCCCCCACAUAGUGCAGAAUUGUUUACACUGAAUGAAGUAAGGAAGAUGUCUUUCCAUAUGAUUAAUACAUAUUUUAGACACUUUAAACUCUACAAGUAUGCAUUUACUCCACAGGUGCAACUUGAUUUAGUUUUAGACUACAUUGGAGAACCUGAAUCCAUGACAGACCUAGUUGAUCCUCGGAUAUCUGAAACUAAAGGUUCCCAAGUAACAGAUGAAUGCAUUGACAAAGAAAAUGAGCUGGUCAAGAUUACUGAAAAAGAGGAAGCUAAGAAAUACUUGAGAAAGAUUAUCAUAAACGUGUUACAAGAAAAAAUCAGGGAAAUAAAAUUGUCAGUUAAAGAAAAGCUGAAACAAUCUGAAGAGAUGGUGAAUAAUAAACUGGGGAGUGCUGGCUAUCGUGACGAUAGGAAAAAGUCAUUAAAAAUGAAUAAACACCACAGGAAAUAAUGAGACCAAACAUAGAAAUAUACUCAUACAACAAGACAACAUUUAUUUUUUACUGCCAUUAAUUAUAUAAAAUGAUAAGAGAAAUAGUGAGAACAAACAAUGGAAAUUCAGUUUCCUAGAAAUUUAGCUUCUGUUCCAUGGUAUUUGCCAACAUCAAUGAAUGAUGUGAACUUAGUUUAUCAACCCUA
Molecule: messenger RNA, 1524 nt
Organism: Octopus sinensis (East Asian common octopus)
Lineage: Eukaryota; Metazoa; Mollusca; Cephalopoda; Octopoda; Octopodidae
Product: coiled-coil domain-containing protein 189-like
Exons: 9
Coding region: 542-1336 (264 amino acids)
Source: RefSeq, a predicted model, not a curated record